GACGUCAUUGUACUGUACUUUCCAGUGGAGCUCUACAUGUUGUGCCCGGGGACAGUGCGACUCAUGUUGCGGCCUCAGGGAUUUAAAAAUGCAUCCUCUGUUCGCACGGCUCCAUCGUUUUACGGCUAUUGA
Messenger RNA from Lichtheimia ornata, 132 nucleotides. RefSeq lists its product as uncharacterized. The record is from RefSeq and is a predicted model, not a curated record. Lineage: Eukaryota; Fungi; Mucoromycota; Mucoromycetes; Mucorales; Lichtheimiaceae. The transcript has a single exon. The annotation marks the transcript as partial.